Messenger RNA from Chenopodium quinoa (quinoa), 1059 nucleotides. RefSeq names its product guanine deaminase-like. NCBI's taxonomy places the organism in Eukaryota, Viridiplantae, Streptophyta, Magnoliopsida, Caryophyllales, Amaranthaceae. Bases 275 to 892 code for a protein of 205 amino acids. Gene Ontology annotation, biological process: tRNA wobble adenosine to inosine editing; purine nucleoside catabolic process. The record is from RefSeq and is a predicted model, not a curated record. The transcript is spliced from 5 exons. Gene Ontology annotation, molecular function: tRNA-specific adenosine deaminase activity; zinc ion binding; guanosine deaminase activity.
UAUUAUUCCACAUUUCCACUAUAAAAAAGAAAAAAGAGGUAACAAACAUGUGUUGAGUUAUUUUUUAAAAUAACAUGUUAUUCCACUAUAAAAAAGAAAAAAGAGUAACAACUAACAACACAAGCAUUUUAAUCAAUUAUCCUUGCAAACAAACAGGCUGUAAAAGAUGUUUGGGGCAUAACUAUCCUUCAAUUCAACACUUUUUCUAUAAUUAUAUUCCAAUUUCUGAAUACUCAUCUGGGAAUUCUGUUCAUUGUUGAUCUGCAUUCAAAUCAUGGAGUAUCCUAAUGUUGUACAGGAUAGAGACGAGAAAUUCUUGACAAAAGCAAUAGAGGAAGCUUACAAGGGGGUGGAAUGCGGACAUGGGCGCCCCUUUGGUGCUGUUAUUGUUUGUAACGACGAAGUUGUGGUCAGCUGUCAUAACAUGGUGUCGAUAUACAAAGACCCAACUGCACACGCAGAGACCACGGCUAUAAGAGAGGUUUUAUGGAUUCGUAUAAUCAAUGUGUGUCUAUCUUCUGUGAAUUCGUUCAACUGCAUAUCUUGUGCUAUAUCCACUCACGGGGCGUUUGACAACAGGGAUAGGGAUAACGAGGAUAAGAAGGCAUGCAAUAAGUUGGAUCGAAUUGAGCUGUCAGAUUGCGAAAUGUAUGCAUCUUGUGAGCCAUGCUCAAUGUGCUUUGGCGCUAUAGAGCUUUCAAGAAUUAAGAGGUUAAUGUAUGGCGCUAAAGCUGAAGCUGCCAUAGCAAUGGGCUAUAAAGCUGCCAUUUCUGAUGCAUUGAGGGGCACUGGAGUUAACCAAACGACUGAGAUCGAGAUCAAACAAGCUGAUGGCAAUCUAGCCAUCGUUGCUGAACAAGUAUUCGAAAAAUUUCCUAAAUCCAGUGCUUAAUAAUAAGUACAGCAGUCAGUCAAUUUUCGAGUUUUGUAAAAUGACUCCAUUCCUCCACCAAUGGGGAGAUCGGGAGGUUUUAUUUAUCUUCAAUGGAGAUGCACAAGAAUUAUAUAAAAGGAGUCUUUAAUGGCUUUAGUUGAACAAAUAAAAUCAAUUUCUUUAUG